Sceloporus undulatus (fence lizard) is the source of this 3523-nucleotide messenger RNA. It is a transcript of the gene SSH3, whose product is annotated as slingshot protein phosphatase 3. The transcript has 13 exons. Gene Ontology annotation, molecular function: protein tyrosine/serine/threonine phosphatase activity; actin binding. Gene Ontology annotation, cellular component: cytoplasm. Bases 658 to 2994 code for a protein of 778 amino acids. Gene Ontology annotation, biological process: actin cytoskeleton organization; negative regulation of actin filament polymerization; protein dephosphorylation. NCBI's taxonomy places the organism in Eukaryota, Metazoa, Chordata, Lepidosauria, Squamata, Phrynosomatidae. The record is from RefSeq and is a predicted model, not a curated record.
UGUCAAUUUUGUCCUAUUUUCAAGAAAAAUCCCGUUAUGUUGUGAAAAUGGUUUGAAGAUCCCUGUUUGAAAUUGUGGUUGUCAAAUAAAAUUGUGUCAUGGAGCGUGAGAAGUUUUGUAUGUUAAGUUGUUCAAAGACUGAAAUUUGCUGCAUAAGAUUACAUCUUCAGAAAAAUAUUCAUGCUACGAUCGUGAUGAAAUAUAGUCCCUCUAUACCUAAAUUUUCGUAUGAGUUUUAUCACUGAAGAAUAAUUGUUAGCUCAGUAGGUUCAUGCAAUAAAACUUUUGUUAUGGUCAUGAAUAUGGAAUAUUACAUAGCACUGUCCCAUUUUUGUCUCCAGGAAAUAUGGUCAGCCUAUGUAUACCUCACUUAACAGAUUUAUGUCUCUCAGAGUUCCACCUCAUAGAUUAAAUCAAGCUUCUUUCAACCUGGAGUGUUCUUGACCACUUCUCUCAUCACCAGCACUCAAUAUUUUCCAAAUUUACUGGGGAUGGUGGAAAUUAUAGCAACCCAGUGGAUCUGGAAGGCUCCAGGUUAAGAGGAGAGGCUGACACAGACAUUCAUUCCACUUGCCAGAAUCUGAUGUUUUAAUUGUGGCAAGUUAUCUGGAAGGUCUUACUUGUGAGUUGCUGAAUGGAAAACAUUGGUCUGGGCAAAUGGAAGCUAGCAUACCUUUUUGUCUACAGCAGGAGCUUCUUCUCCUGUUCUCUGAAACAGAAGUGACUAAUCUAUCUGGUAUUCCUUUGCAGGAUGAAGAAGUUUCCAGGAGGAGGCAGAUGCAGCGACGCCACAGCUUUGUCAUGGUCAAAGGAGCUGCUUUACUCCUGCAGGAAGAAGAAAAACUGGAGUCUGUGCAGGAGGGUCCAUCAGUCCCCAUAGACCAAGAGGAGCCUGACAGUAAGAGCGAGAGUGCUGGAGCCGGACAGCAAGAAGUGCACUUACAGCAAAUGGUGGGGCUCUUGCGGCCAGAAGACACCAUCCGACUGGCUGUAAGACUGGAGUCAACACGAGCUCAUAGAAUCCGGUACUUGGUGGUUGUGUCAGCUGCAGAGAUGGAGAGGAAGAACGAGAUGGUGCUGCUGGGAGUGGACUUCCCUGAAGAAGGUUUGGCUGGCUGCACCCUGGGAAUGGUGCUUCCACUCUGGAGUGAUACCCAGGUCUUCCUUGAUGGCGAUGGGGGCUUCAGUGUGACAUCUGGAGGGCAGACUCGCAUCUUUAAACCCAUCUCUGUCCAGACCAUGUGGUCAGCGCUACAAGUACUGCACAAGGCAUGCAGUGAUGCUGUCUGCAACAAUUAUUUCCCAGGAGGCAGUGCAUUGAGCUGGACUGAGUGGUACCAGAAGGCUGUCAACUCUGAACAGAGCUGCAUUAAUGAAUGGCUGGCCAUGGCCGAUCUGGAAUCUGUGCGCCCCAGUUCUCCCGCAGUCUUCUCAGACCAGCCGACAGUACAGGAGAUGACAGAGCGGAUGAUCCGGGCCAAGCUGCGUGAGGUGAUGGCCACCACUGACCUGGAGAGCAUCACCUCCAAGGAGAUUCGGGCAGAACUGGAGCGGCGAGCUGGCUGCAGCUUGAAGGACUACAAGGAGUUUAUCGACAAUGAAAUGCUGCUCAUCAUGGCUCAGAUGGAUCGGCCCUCCAGGAUCUUUGACUACCUCUACUUAGGCUCUGAAUGGAAUGCAUCCAACCUGGAGGAGCUCCAAAGGAACAGAGUCAGCCACAUCCUCAAUGUAACCCGUGAGAUUGACAACUUCUUCCCAGAGCAAUUCACAUAUAUGAAUGUGCGGCUCUAUGAUGAGGAGGCCUCACAGUUGCUGCCACACUGGAAGGACACCUACAGCUUCAUUUCAGCUGCUCGGAUCCAAGGCUUCCGAGUGCUGGUGCAUUGCAAGAUGGGUGUGAGCCGCUCUGGCUCCACCGUGAUUGCCUAUGCCAUGAAGGAGUAUGGCUGGUCACUGGAAAAGGCCCUUUACUACGUGCGGGAGCGGCGCCCAAUUGUCCACCCCAACCCAGGCUUCAUGAGGCAGCUAGAGCUAUACCAGGGCAUUCUGGAUGCCAGCCGGCACAGCAGUCUUUGGGAGCAAAAGCUAGGAGACGCCCAGUCAGAAGGCUCUUCAGAUAUAAGUGAUGCCAGCAGUGAUCCCUCAGGAAGCCCAGGCUAUGAGACUCUGAGCUCAGAAGAGGAACCAGAGGAGACAGUGACAACUCCCCAAUAUUGCUUUCGACCUCUACGGGAGCCCCCUGAAGAACCCAGUCAUCCUCUGGAAUUCCCUGUUGGUCCCCAACUUGGCCUUCAGACAUUGGAGGAACCAGGGGCAUCAGAUGACUCAGGAGCUGAGGAGGUGCGGAGACACCUGGCUACCAUGGGAAUACCAGAGAAGCCAGCCACAUUCCGACGUGAGCGCAUUAACCUUUAUGCAGUCAUGCGCAGUAUCAGUGAGAUGGAUAGUCCAGAGCUCACCUCUACACCAGGAGAGAGUGCCACUGAGGAAGAGGUAUUUCUUCAUUCUGAGAGGAAGACCCCUGUGACCUCUCCUCAAUCUCUCCCAAAUGAAGAGAAUUUAAAACCAGCAAGAGACUUUACAGCAAAGCGGUCUGUGUCAGGGGGAGAGCGGACACAUAGUCGCAGGCCUGGACGACAUGGACGCAGGGCACCUCGGGGCCAUUCCCAGCUCUGCAAGCAGCUCUCCUACCACCCAGCACCAGGCAAGGUGCGUAAAGUUGUUGGGCGCAUGGAAGGUGCUGCUCCUUCUGGCCGCAGACCUGCCCUGCAGCACCGCCUCUCUGUGGCUCAGCUGGCAGAUGCUGCCUUGGUGGUGAGUCGAACCAAAGAGUUUGAGAGACAAACGGAUUCUGAAAGCCCUCACAAGGUCCAAUCACAUUCUCCAAAAGAAUCCCAACUUGGAGAAAAUACUGCCGCCUGUUCCCUGACCUGCUCUCGCACACGGAAAAUGGUACGCCAGGCCAGUGUCGACAUAGACCCCAGUUCAGGAUGAGGAAGAGCCCCUGCCUUUCUACUGAGUGGAGUCAUCCAUGGAGCUGAGGGGCAGCACAGAGGUGUAUUUGUUAUCAUGGAGACUUCCUCCUUCUGCCUAAAAGUUAGUGACAGUUAACCUGGGAGAGGGCACUUUCAGAAUGCUGCUUGGAGGAAGUACAGGGAAGAGGAAUAUAGGGUGAGAACAGCUCUUCCAGAGACCUGAACUGUUCACAAGCUCAUCUCUUCUUUCCAUGGGUAACAGGCGGCACUGCAGGGCGGAACACCCACACUCUUGUGCGACUUCAUUCCAUCCACUUAUUUCAGGCUUCCUGAUUGCCCUGAAGCUUGCACAACUCCAGGGCACCUCUCUUUGUUCCUUUAACUUCCUUCAGUUGCUACUACACUUUCAGGAGCAGUUGCCACUCACUGUGAUCAAGUAGGGAACAAAUUACCAUUACUGUACUUAUUUUUAUACAAACACACACACAGCCGCUGUGCCAUGGCCAACUUUGCUCAAUCUAAAAAUAAAAAAGUUCACUCGCUUUCCA